Molecule: messenger RNA, 4715 nt
Organism: Danio rerio (zebrafish)
Lineage: Eukaryota; Metazoa; Chordata; Actinopteri; Cypriniformes; Danionidae
Source: RefSeq, a predicted model, not a curated record
AACCGAGGGAAGAUCGACACAAACGGAUCCCAUGAUUCAUACACUGUUUACUGCUUAAUUCUGCUUUUAUUUGCUGGAGCUGACUGAGAUUAGUUUAGCAAUUGUGGAAGGCAUUGGCUUGCCGUGAGGAGUCAGACUGUCAGCGAGAGCUGAUUCCGCUACACAGUUGUGCUGUUCGGUUUCUUCAGUUCACCUGUCAUGUUCAGACCUGCUACGGUCGCAGGUGUAUCUGCACCUGCUGCGGGAGUUAUGAGCGCUGCGCUGAGUUUGUCAGACUUGCGUGAUACUUGAUUUGUUUUGAAUGUUUGUUUAUCUGUUUUGGAGUGAAAUCCUAUUUGAGGCAAAAUGGGAAUUGCAGGACUUUCUUUUAUAAGCGGGCAGUGCUCGUGCUGCCCAAUGAUCCUGCGUACAACCAGCGGCGGCCUUACACCAGUGAGGAUGAGGCCUGGAAGUCGUUCCUGGAGAAUCCGCUCACAGCCGCCACCAAAGCCAUGAUGAGCAUUAAUGGAGACGAGGACAGCGCUGCGGCUCUGGGUCUGCUGUAUGAUUACUACAAGGUGCCACGGGACAAGAGAACAAUAUCCCAGCAAAAGACUGACGUCCUGGGCUCUGAUGUGGAUCCCAACAAAAGGAACAUGUUGACCCCUCUUCAAGAGACAUCAAUGCAGCUAGGGGACAACAGGAUCCAGGUCCUAAAAGGGGUCCCCCUGAACAUUGUCCUGCCAGGAAACCAACAUGUCCAAGAUAAGAGAGGUCUCUUUCCCAGCCCUGACACUACAGUGACUGUGUCGAUCGCUCCUGUAGCAAGCAACUCAGUGAAAACCGAGGGUCCAUCACAUGGUUUCUCUGUCACUGUCCCGAACCCCCACUGCGCAGAGCCAGACAGCCACACGGUGGUGUUCGACCGCCAGCUGCCCCACAACCAGUUCAGCCCAAACACACAGCCACGCACCCCAGACUCCACCUUCCCAGAAAACCCAGACGUGUUCUCGUUCCCAGGGGAUCUCCAGUUACGCAUGGGUCCCAUCACGCAGGACGACUACGGCACUUUCGACACAGUGUCCGGGAAUAAUUUUGAAUACAUAUUAGAAGCCUCCAAGUCACUCAGACAGAAGUCCGGUGAUGGCACCAUGACGUACCUCAAUAAAGGCCAGUUUUAUCCAAUCACACUCAGGGAAACCGACAAUGGUAAACUGCUGCAGGGGCCCAUCUGUAAAGUCAGGAGUGUGGUGAUGGUAGUGUUUGGAGAGGAGAAAUCCAGAGAUGACCAACUGAAGCACUGGAAAUACUGGCACUCGAGGCAGCACACGGCCAAGCAGAGAUGCAUUGAUAUCGCGGACUACAAAGAAAGUUUCAACACCAUCAGUAAUAUUGAGGAGAUUUCAUACAAUGCCAUUUCAUUCACAUGGGACAUCAGCGAGGAAGCAAAGAUCUUCAUCUCGGUGAACUGCCUGAGCACAGACUUCUCGUCUCAGAAAGGAGUGAAAGGCCUGCCGCUGAACAUACAGAUCGACACCUACAGCUACAACAACCGCAGUAACAAGCCCAUCCACCGCGCUUACUGCCAGAUUAAAGUCUUCUGCGACAAGGGUGCCGAGCGCAAGAUUCGUGACGAGGAGAGGAAACAGUCCCGGAGGAAGGGCAAGUGUCCUGACGUCAACCCUCCUUUGGGAAACUUCGGGGCAGAUGUCAAGGUGCCGCUCCUGCACAAGCGCACAGACAUGACAGUGUUCAGGACACUGACGGAUUUCGAGACGCAGCCUGUCCUUUUCAUCCCAGACAUCCACUUCUCUACCUUCCAGCGACAUGCAUUCACAGCUGAGGACUCGGAGGAGGGCUCGGCAAUGAAGAGAUUACCUUAUACUGAGGAGGAGUUUGGAUCGCCUCCUAAUAAACUGGCACGGAUGGAUGAGCCCAAAAGAGUUUUGCUGUAUGUGCGCCGGGAGACGGAGGAGGUGUUUGAUGCCCUCAUGCUAAAAACUCCCACUCUGAAAGGCCUGGUGGAAGCGAUUUCAGAGAAGUAUGAAGUUUCUCUUGAGAAAAUCGGAAAGGUCUACAAGAAAUGCAAGAAAGGGAUCUUAGUAAACAUGGACGACAACAUCAUCAAGCACUACUCGAACGAGGACACCUUCCAGAUCCAGAUGGAGGAGAUGGGAGGAAUGAUCAAGCUCACGCUGACAGAGAUUGAGUGAUUUUCAGCUCCUUCUACAGACUGGUUUACACACAUCUCUCUCCUCUCAUCUUUCACUACAGUCUAAUGAAUAGGGACGAACUUGUAUAUGCGAACUUAAGUACUUUAAAAUGCUUCAGGUAUAAGUACUUAAACCGAGUGGUCAGCUUGAUAUCAAAAGGACAUAAAAAAAAACAAGUCAAAAAUGCUAAUUGAUUUAAUGUCAAAACCUUGACGUCUAUUUGACAUCCACACAUUGAUGCCUGUUUGACCACCAAAAUAAUGGCACUAAAGUAUUAUAAUAUAACACAAUAAUAUAUUAAUAUGAAAGCUUCAAUUGCAAAUUCCAAAUGUACACUGGAUUUCGUAUCCCUACAAUACAUGUUAAUACCUUGAUGUCAAAACUACGUCAAACUGACAUCUAAAAUUGCUGUCAAAGAUCAAUUAAAAGGCUGUAAUCAAUAUUUGACACCAAUGUUAGAUCUCAAUUUGAUAUUGUUUACAUGCAUUGUAGCAGCUGAAUAAAAGUUCUCUUAUUUUACUGUUUGUGUCAUUAUUUCGGUGGUCAAAAGGCCAUCUAUGUGUGGAUGUCAAAUAGACGUCAAGGAUUUGACAUCAAAUCUAUUUGCAUUUUUGACAUGUUGUUUUUAUGUCUCUUUGACAACAAGGAGUCUGCUGGGAAUGUUAUGAGCCAUAUUUUCUUUUUUUUUCCAUGAGUAUAAACAAACAGCUCAUUUCUCAAUUGUUUAGUGACUCUGAAAGAGGUCAUGAAAACAAUUUACUCUUAGAUUUCCUGUUUAAAUUCAUAGCACUGGAGAAGCUGAUCUCUAAAGGAUGAAUGAAAAGGGUGUAGAGAGACUGGUUUGGGGAAUCCUCAUCGCUUCGCUGUAUUGUUAUCAAUAACCCUUUACAGUAUUUAGUAAGUACAGUAUAUACAGUAUGAUCUCUUGUUCAGCUUCACAAGCAAUUUGUGCAUGUGGACAUGGAGUAAGGGAACAAAAAACUUUUUUUAAUUAUUAUUAUUAUUAUUAUUAUUAACACCUAAUAACUUUUCAGCUUUAGACUUUCCUCAUUCCUAAUAUGAACAAAUACGGUCCAUGCAGCAGGUUCUCGGAUGAAUCCUUCAGGAGCUGUUUUCAAAAUGUGAUCCAUGGAUAAUCAGUGUAAACGUUUGUUUUGAAAGUAUAAGUGAGUAAUUCUGUAUUGUUGAUGGAUGAACUGUGAUGCUUUACAAACACGCUAAGAAACCCUGAAAAUAACAUCAAUUUUGCGAUUGCAAGUUAACAGUUGCACUAAAAAUUAUUCUGAAAAUUUAAAUAUCAGUAUAAUAAAAUAUACAUAUACCCUAUCAGUUGGGUUGGCCUAUAUUUUACCCAAAUUCGGGAUAUAAACCCCAGCAUUUUUAGAGUAGCUACCGCUUACAGUAUCAAAAUAUGCAUGGCAGGUUGGUUUAUUUAACAGAACUAUUGCUUAGAAUUUACUGUAAUACAUGCUAAAAUUGAAGCUAAAGUAUGUUAGAAACAAAAAAUACAUAUACAUACACAAAAUUACUAGACAACAGUAUUAUUCAAACAUUUAUUAAUAAGUCACACCAAUGGGAAAAUUUUGAAUUUUUGGUAAUACUUUAGUUUGGGUCAAAAUUCAUGCUAUUAACUACUGGCUUAUUACCUGCCUAUUAUUAAGAUAUUAGCUGUUCAUAAGUAGUAAUAAAGUAUGGGCUUAUUCUGCAUCUCUAAUCCUACCCAAAACCUAAACCUAACUUCUACCUAUUAAUAAACAGCUAAUUAUUUGUGUAUUAAGCUAGUAGUGUUAUUUAAUAGUUCAUUAAUACUAUGAAUGGUGACCUAAACUAAUUAUUUUUGUAAUUAGUAUAUAGAUUAUAUUCAAUAUUACAUACAUUUAAACUGGUUUAACAAUCCUUUUAGAAAUAAAAAACUAGCAAAUAUUUGUUAGUUUUAAUUGUUAAUAGCUGUUCAGUAGCACAAAAGGGGGAAAAAAGAGGGGGGAAAAAUCUCAAGAAAAUUGAGCAUAUUAAUUUUGUUAAAGUUCAUUACAUCCAGUAAUCUAGUAAAUGUAAAAUAAAGAAUUUCUUUAGACCUUUGGUUACCCAUUACAUUGCCCUUAAACUAUGGUUUUUGUUUUAUUUUCUUUUACACUCAAAUAUGGACAGAUCCAACCCAACAAUGUGUUCCUGUUUCUGAUGUCACCAAUAAAAUGUAUAUGUUUGAUUAAUUUUAAAAACUUUUUUUCUAAAUAAUACUUGAUACUCUUUUUUUUAUCAUUUAUUGUGUAUAUAUUUAUUAACAAAUAUGGGAUGGGACCUUUUUUAUAUACAUUAUAUAUCUAUAGCAGAGUCAGUUUUCUAAAGUAUCUUUUUUAUGAAAUCAUUCUAAAUGAUUUAUUUAUGCAAAUGGGGCUACUUUAGUUUGUUAUUGAUGUCUGAUUUGCUUUAAAUGUGCAUAUUUAAGUGUUGUUUUUUUCGUUUUACUUAUCUGAAUCUGAACUGUUAUGCUCCAAUAAAAGCCUCUUGGGCUCUUGUAUUUUG